Molecule: messenger RNA, 462 nt
Organism: Triticum aestivum (bread wheat)
Lineage: Eukaryota; Viridiplantae; Streptophyta; Magnoliopsida; Poales; Poaceae
Product: non-specific lipid-transfer protein 2P-like
Exons: 1
Coding region: 59-346 (95 amino acids)
Biological process (GO): lipid transport
Source: RefSeq, a predicted model, not a curated record
UAGAAACACCUGCCACUGCGAGAGCGAGCGUGUGAGCAGAUCGACGACGACGACAGCCAUGGCGAUGAUGAGGAAGGAGGCAGUGGUGGCGCUGAUGCUGGCGCUGGUGCUGCUGGCGGAAGUGCCUGGCUGGGCACGCGCGGAGUGCCAGGUGACGCAGCUGGCGGUGUGCGCGUCGGCGAUCCUGGGCGGGACGAAGCCCAGCGGCGAGUGCUGCGGCAACCUCCGGGCGCAGCAGGGGUGCUUCUGCCAGUACGUCAAGGACCCCAACUACGGGCACUACGUCAACAGCCCCCACGCCCGCGAGACACUCCAGACCUGCGGCAUCGCCCUCCCGCACUGCUAGGCCUCCUAGCCGACCGAGUCUACUCUGCUACGCUAGUUACUCUAGCUGAGUAAGUGCUGUGGUACGCAAGUAUAUGUUGGUAUGUUGGAAUAAAACGAUGGUGAUCUACGGCGUCA